GGCAGCCCAAGCUACUCCGGGCCCCUCGAGCACACCUCUAGCUUUGAACCUCAUGUCUGUUCGCCCGAUUGGCGUGCCUUAUAUUGUGGCGGCGCUCUAUAUGACGCAUGCGACGCAUGCGGCGCUCGCUGCACCCGGCAAUAUCACAAUUGACCCGCAGGACUCGCAGGCCUUGCACUCUGUGCUUGUGAGCCUGGGCUUGUCGCCGGAGAUGGCCACGCGGGUCGUAGGCGACUGCGGCAUUCUGCGCUGGUGCGACCACUUGGGUCGCGUGCGGCGCCUGGCGAUGCCGCGGAUGCACCUCGCGGGCCGCCUGGAUCCGCAGCUGCUGCGGCUCACGGAGCUCCGGGAGCUGUCGCUCAGUCAAAACCGUCUGCAGGGCCACAUCCCUUCGUUGGCGGGGCUGCGUGAGCUGCAUCACGUUGAUCUCUCCAAGAACUUGCUCUCAGGGUCCAUACCGUCGCUGCCGCCCAAUCUGGCUUUCUUGGAGUUGGCUGACAACUACCUGACGGGCACUGUGUCUUGGGAGUUGGGCCGGCUGCAAAAUCUGCAACUGCUGGACCUCUCGAACAACCAGCUCUUCGGCGCCAUCCCCAACCUUCGAAACUGCUCGGCUCUCGCCACCAUCUUCCUUAGGAACAACUUCUUCAUGGGGAGGAUCCCAGGCUGGCUCCGGUUUUUGCCACGCGUCCGGAAACUGGACUUGUCGAAGAACCAGUUCUACGGGCAGAUCCCAAGCGGCUUCAGGCAGAGGAGCACCCUCCACCAGCUGUCCUUUCACUCUAACAAACUUUGGGGGCAUCUACCCGACAUGAGCGGCUUCGAGGAGCUGCAGGUGCUUCUCAACUUCCUCCGGCACUUCAACGUGCUCUGCUUGCAAAGGAUUUGCUCGCUGCCCUGCACAGCCGGAAGGGGCCAAGGAAAUCUGACACCAGCGACCGGAAGUUCAAGGCAAUUUCAUAUGCCUGCGCCUUGGCACCAGAUCCUCGAUGUCGGCUGGAACAAGCUGCAGGGCGAGUUUCCCGGCUGGCUAUGCAACAUGAAGAAGCUCAAGAUUCUAUCACUGACCUCCAAUCGGCUUUUUGGCCGCCUGCCAAGCCUGGCGAACAUGACCUCCCUGGAGGUGCUGUCCUCCGCGAUGACUCGCUUCAGCGGGCCGCUCCCGGCGCUGGCGGGCAAGCUCCAAUUCGUGAAGCUGGGGGGCAACCGAUUCGAGGGUCCUCUGCCGGAGCUGGGCUCUGAGCUCUUCUCCCUGGACCUCAGCUCCAAUCGCCUCACCGGACCCCUGCCGGCGCUGCCGAAAUCCUUGAGCACGUUGGACCUUUCUUCGAACAAUCUUUCUGGGGAGAUCCCGGUGUCUCUGGCAGGGCUACGACAGCUGACUGCCCUGUAUCUCGCAAACAACCAGCUCACCGGAGAAGUUCCGCCCAUUUUUGCGCACUUGGGCCGAUUGUCCCACCUAUCGCUGGCUGGAAAUCGGCUGCAUGGCCACAUGCCGGACCUCUCCGACAUGUACGGGUUGCUCACUCUGGACCUCUCGUCCAACUUCUUCACCGGACAGAUUGGCGGGAAACUGCAGCGCGCUCGGCGGCUUUCCAGGCUGAGUUUGAGGAGCAACCGCUUCCAUGGAGAGGUCCUUCCGGAACAGUUUCCGCGGCUGACGGAACUGGACUUGGGCCAAAACUACUUCGACACUAUACCUCUGCAGUUCUACCAAGCCAACGACCUGUCAGAGCUUUACUUGGACCACAACGUGAUCUCUGGCACACUGCUGCCUGUGAUUUGCAACUCUCGGAAGCUGAGGAUUCUCCAUCUAGGCCACAACAGGUUGGAGGGGGAGAUCCCAGGUUGCAUCUUUCAGCUGCCCUUUCUGACCCAACUCUUUCUCAGUCGCAACAAAUUCGAGGGUUCCAUCCCAGAGAUCGGAGCCGAGUAUCUCUCGGUGCUGAGCUUGCAUCGGAAUCGCCUGUCGGGCGCCCUGCCGGCCUUUUCGCACCUCUCUUUCCUGGCUGUGCUGACGCUCCACGACAACAGCUUCUCGGGAUCCAUCGGAAACAUGGAGCUCACGUCGUGCUGCAUGGACAACCCCCACUUCAGGGACUCGGGGCUUUCCUGUGUGGAGAUCAUGCAUGCCUUGCACCUGUCCAUCAGACUCAAGCACUGUGAAGAGCUGAGCCGCCUCGAGCUGAAUGCUAGCCGGGUGUUGCGCAACUGCCCCCUCUCCUGUGGGCUGUGCACGGAUAUGGCGGACCCCCCGCGGGCCACCUUUCACCACAACCGCCUGUCCUGUGAGGUGCCCCCGCUAAUUAGCGGCAGGGCGGUCCUGGCCACGGCAGUCAUGGGCAAUAUGCUGGGGAACGGCCACAGCCUGGCGGCGCCCUGGAUCAUGGAGGACGAGUACCAAAACUUUCUGUACUUCUCCCCCAAGGUCUUCAAGGACAACUGCUUCGUGCUCAGUGCGGCCUUCCUGCUGGCCUUGGCCGGCCUCCUCUUCCGCAAGCGCCUGGCACCGAGGAUUUCUGAGGCGCUGGCUGCGGACGGCCGGAAUGACAAGGUCAUCAGCUCCAACCUGGUGUUGCUCCGCUUCUCUGGUUUUCUCUCCAUCUGCUGCUGCCUGCUGCUGCCGGCGCUCUUCUGGGGUGCCACCUACUAUGACUGCCCCCAGCCUUUGUCCUGGUUCACGGUGGCGGGUCUCGAGCAGCCCUGGGCGGAGCUGGUGGUGGUCCUCACCUGGUGUGCGCUGGCAGCCAUCUCCGCCAUGACCGUGGCGAGUAUGCCAGGGGAAGGUGCCUCCCUGCACGCCUGCGGUUUGUCGGCGCGGAAGGCCCUGGCGUGGUUGGUGUGGAUGCUGGUGGUGGCCGUGAUGUCUCUGCCCUCCAUCCUCUUCGCCGUGGCGCAGGUGCUGCCUGCGGCCAACACCUCGGGGCUGUCGGACCAGGUGCUGAGCCUCUGCCACUCGAUUGCGCCCUUCGGCAUCGUGCUGCUGGACGCGAGCCUGGCUUCCAAGCUGUCAGAGGCCUAUGCCAACUUCGCCAAGCUCCGUGCUGAGAACCUCCUCAUGGCGCUGCGACUUUGCACCUUCUGGCUGCUGUCAGUGUUGACCACUGUCUGGCUGCACGAGAACUGCAUGGGGGGCUGGAAGCGGUACUGGCGCGUGUGCGACGCGCGCAACGACGCCCACGAUCUCUUCAACUGGAAUGUGUGGGAUGAGGUGGUGCUGGACACCGAUGCGGACAUCUGCAGCGAGAGCCAGCUGUGGUGGCAGGAGGGUCGGUGCAGCCGCGCGGUGGUGGAGGCGGUGGUGCCUUUGGUGCUGAAGAAGCUGCUGAUCCGCGCCACGCUGCAGCCGGGGCUCAUGCUGCUGGUCUGGCACCUCUCGCAGCCGGAGCAGAAGUGGAAUACAGAGAGGCACUUGAGAUUGCUCGGGCUGAAGACCUCGUCAUCCUUAAGCGCUGUCCAACAGCAGGCCUUGCUGACGACCUUCAUGGAGACGGCCAUCUUCUGGGCCCCGCUGGCGCCCUUGUGCGGGCUCUGCACGUUCUGCGCCUCCGUGGCGAAUCUGCUGCUCUUCCACCAGGGCACGCGCCCAGAAGGGGGCGUGCAGCUGGGGCCCAGCGGCGCCAGCAUGAGCCGGGGCUACCUGCAGUUCUCGCUGGCCGCGAGCUGCGGCUUCCAAGUCUGGCACGCCUUCGGCACGGGCAUGUGGGGUCGCCAGCUGCUGCUCUUGAACUGCCUGGUGGUGCUCAUGCAGCGCUUCUUGCCGCGGAACUGGGCAGCGAAGCACUUCUGGCGGGCGGAUAUGCAGACUGUGGAGCUUCAGGAGAUGCCGCGCAGCUAA
Effrenium voratum is the source of this 3838-nucleotide messenger RNA. Lineage: Eukaryota; Dinophyceae; Suessiales; Symbiodiniaceae. The record is from the annotation of a GenBank genome assembly.